CACACAUUUUCUCCUCGUCGAGGACUGUUCGAGCGCUGAGCUGCUAUGCCCUCGACACCCACCAAACGAACUGCAGAACAGCCUCCAGACAAUGAACGGCCGUCGAAGAGACAGUUUGUGUCGUCUCCAGAGGAAGGCGAAGUAGACGAUCCAGAUCCACACUCGCCGCAACCAGCUAAUGGAUCGCCGCCAAAGUCUCCGCAGGAAUCCAAACCAAAGGUCAAGUUUCCCUUCAAAACUAGAGCUAGUAACCAGGAUCCGCCACCCGUGCCACCUGCUAGGCUUAGCACUUCGGACGACAGGACACUGGCCCCCGUUUAUGACCGGCCAGGCGACGACGACAGACGUAUGUAUAACGAGGAGCAACGCACAGGAAGACCUAGCUAUGCACAUGGCCAACCCCGACGGCGGCCACACUAUGGAGACCACUGGGAACCAAGUUCAGAUCGUCGCCAACCUAGUUGGGAUUCCCAAAGGGAUGGAUACAGACAUGAUUGUUAUAGGCCACCGCUGCCACACAGAUACGCAGACAGGAGCUACGACAGAGACAGAGAUAGGUCUCCUUCCGAGCGUUCGCGGUCUCCGUCCUCGACCCCAAGAGGAAAGCACAGGCUACCGUCCCACUAUUCCACACCAGCAUUCUCUCCCCCUCCUCGUAAUUAUGACGUUGACAGACUGCACGAUCAGAGAAUGCGCGAUGCAUGGGAUCGCGACCGGUACCUCGAUGACCGUCACCGCCCGGACAACCGACUUCACUAUAAUGAUGACCGGCAUUACCGUCCGGAUUACGGUUACGAACGUGGUCGCUUUGAUAGACGCGGUAAUGACGACAGUCAACCGCCUCGCGCUGCCGAUUACCGUCCUGUCUCCCCGGGCGGUGGUGACUCUUAUCGACCAAUUUCUCCCCGCCCACUUCCACCACAGUCACCGCCACCAUCGUUGCCCCCGAGUGGUCCACCACCGCCACCACCGUCAUCCCCCCCUCCGGUUCCCCCUGCUCAUCCCGUCAAAGACGACACCCUCCCCGCUGCUCACAGUGCCGUCUCUAUUGCAAUGCCAUUUAAGCGACCCCAGGCUCCGCGGGAUGACCACUCCCCAUCACCGUACCCACUACCACCUGCACAUGAGGAUGAUGUUCGUCGGGCCCAGGAGAAGAGGGACGCAGCAGGUGGAGAUCUUGCAGCCAUAUCUGCGGUACCCCCGCAGCGUCGGCGUCGUGAACCUGUUCAUCGGACAAGAAAAGAGGAGAUGGCUGUUUAUGGACGAACAUUCGAAGGAUGCGGUCGGCAGAGCGACUACGAGACGACCACGAAGCUUGGUGAGGGCACUUUUGGGUAAGUCAAUUUCUCGACUCCCCAACGGAACGGCUGCUAAGUUGACGGUACCAGCGAGGUCCAUAAGGCCAUCCAACUCGCUACUGGACGCGCUGUCGCACUGAAACGCAUACUGAUGCACAAUGAAAAGGAAGGCAUGCCUGUUACAGCCUUGCGAGAAAUCAAAAUCUUGAAGGCGCUGCGUCAUCCUUGCAUCGUUGACAUCCUGGACAUGUUUGUUGUCAGAAGUACGCCAAAUGGGCCGUGGAACCGG
This is a messenger RNA of Pisolithus orientalis, 1587 nucleotides long. RefSeq lists its product as uncharacterized. The transcript has a single exon. Lineage: Eukaryota; Fungi; Basidiomycota; Agaricomycetes; Boletales; Pisolithaceae. The record is from RefSeq and is a predicted model, not a curated record. Bases 46 to 1338 code for a protein of 430 amino acids.